AUCUAUCACGUGUCAGCCGUCUCCACCAAUCAACAAUGACGUUACAAAAGCGAGAAGGUCAUCUUAUAGUUCAUAGUUAUGGCGCGGAGCUAGCAUCCAAACAAGGUAAUUUCUACGACGAAUGAAAGACGAAAACAUGGGGUCUAAGCUGAAGAUGGGACAGACUGGUCCACCACCGAUGAAGUCGGAUCGAAUUUACAUCAAUCCGGGGGAGGAGGAUCAAAUGGAAAUCUCCGGGUUUAGGCCCCAUACACUGAAGACAGCUGUCGUGUGGUUCUUCAUCAUCAUCACGGUCGGGCUGCUGCGACUCUUCUUCUACUGGCUGCCACAUCUGUUUAUAAAGGCCACCCACUCCAGGUGCUCACUGGCCGAGGCUACAACAGUGUUACUGAAGGAUCAGUGGAGGGAAUGGUUCAAGUCAAACAUCUGCAUCAUGAUUACCAGAGAUGGAGCACAACCUGAUCCAAAGGCACCAGACAAGGCUAUAUCAUACAACACCUCACAUCAGGAAUCAAAUCUACAAGCUACACGUGAUGAGAACAAGAUUCGCUAUUUCAUCUCGAAGAAGGUUAAAUACAUCUGGGACCCAGAACGUGAUGAGUUCAUCCGACUCAAGGGUCUGGAGAAAGAUAACCCAUGCUCCUACUUCUACCAGUUGAAGGGGCUCUCCUACGAGGACCAACAAAGACGACAUGGCCUGUAUGGCCUCAAUUCAAUCCGAGUUCAUGUGACGCCUAUAAUCCAAAUAUUCUUCCGAGAGGUUCUUUCUCCAUUCUAUGUCUUCCAAGUGUUCAGUAUGUGUGUGUGGUACGCUGAUGCCUACGAGCUGUACGCCAGCUGCAUCGUCUUCAUCUCCGCUGUCUCCAUCAUCGUCACCAUCUACCAGACAAGAAAGAUGCAGCGAGCAUUACGUAACACCAUCUCAGGGUCCACCAUUGUCACUGUGUGUCGUGGUAAUGAAGAAUACGAUGACAUUUCAUCAGAGGACUUGGUGCCAGGGGAUGUUAUUGAGGUUCCUCGACGUGGCUGUUUUAUGCAGUGUGAUGCUGUACUCAUCAGUGGCAACUGUAUCGUCAAUGAGAGCAUGCUUACAGGCGAGAGCGUACCAAUCACUAAAACACCUCUUCCAAAUCCACAACUUGCCAAAGAUCAGAAAGAAAACAUGUUUGACAUCAAACAACAUUCAAGACAUGUUUUGUUUUGUGGCACACAUGUGAUCCAGACUCGUUUCUAUGGAAACCAGAAGGUGAAGGCUGUUGUAGUCAGAACUGGGUUCAUGACUGCCAAGGGUGAGCUUGUCCGAGCUAUCCUAUACCCCAAACCAGUGGACUUCAAGUUCAACCGUGACACAUACUAUUUUGUGGGUGUCCUGGCCUUUAUAGCAUCACUGGGCUUCAUCUACACCGUUAUCUUAAUGGUCCAGGAUGGGGAGAAAGCGGGGGAUAUUGUUCUCCGAGCACUAGAUCUGAUCACCAUCACCGUCCCCCCUGCUCUCCCGGCUGCCCUCACUGUCGGCAUCGUCUUUGCCCAGCACAGACUCAAGAAGGGAGACAUCUUCUGCAUCAGCCCUCGUGGCAUCAACAUCUGUGGGACCCUCAAUGUUGUCUGCUUUGACAAGACUGGUACUCUGACAGAAGAUGGGAUGAAGAUGCAGAGCGUGGUACCAUCACCCAACAACAGAUUCGAAGAAGAAGUGAGUGACAUGACCAAGCUGAAACACAACCUGCUCAUCUACGGCAUGGCAACGUGCCACUCUCUCACAAUCAUCGAUGGCAUCGUCACAGGGGACCCACUGGAUCUCAUCAUGUUUGAGGCUGUUGACUGGGUGUUGGAGGAGCCGGGUGAGGAGGAGACGAGGUUCGACAUGAUGGUGCCAACUAUUGUACAUCCCCGAACCAGGAACAAUCUCAACUCCAUCCUAGGAGACGACAGUCAGCCAAUGGGAGAGGACAUCGGUGUGGUGAGACAGUUCACCUUCUCCUCCAGCCUGCAGAGAAUGUCGGUCAUCACACGCAACCUGGGUGCCAACAACUUUGACCUGUUUGUGAAGGGAGCGCCCGAGAUGAUCACAAGUCUAUCUAAGGCUGAAACAGUUCCUGCGGACUUCCAGGAGGUGCUGAUGGCGUACACCCAACAUGGCUACAGAGUCAUAGCCCUGGCCUGGAAACCCCUGCCACAGAAACUGAACUACGUCAAGGUACAGCGAAUCAGCAGGGAGCAGGUGGAGAAGGAUCUCAACUUCCUGGGUCUGCUGGUGAUGGAGAACUGCCUGAAGCCAGAGAGUACCCCUGUCAUCCAGACGCUCCGGGAGGCGGCCAUCAGAAACAUCAUGGUCACAGGUAGGUGCAGCCAGACCACCCCUGUCAUCCAGACACUCCGGGAGGCGGCCAUCAGAAACAUCAUGGUCACAGGUAGGUGCAGCCAGACCACCCCUGUCAUCCAGACACUCCGGGAGGCGGCCAUCAGAAACAUCAUGGUCACAGGUGACAACAUGUUGACUGCGCUGAGUGUGGCCCGGGAAUGUUGCAUGGUGGACCGCACUGACAGGAUCAUCUUGGUGCAGGCAUACCCACCACAGGACGGCAAGGCUGGACCGCAAGUGGAGUUUGUUUAUGCAGAUGAGAGGGAGAAGAAAGUUGAGGAGGUUAUGUCAGUUGACGGACAGUACAACAUCCAGAUUGACAUGGACAACCAGCGGUUCCACUUUGCUGUGACUGGCAGGUCAUGGUCGGUCAUCAGGCAGUUCUUCCCGGACAUGCUCGCAAAGAUUGUUGUGAGGGGAACAAUAUUUGCCCGGAUGGGACCAGACCAAAAGGCUCAAUUAGUGGAAUGCCUGCAGACUCUGGGUUACUACGUUGGAAUGUGCGGAGAUGGGGCGAAUGACUGCGGAGCUUUGAAAACAGCGCAUACGGGGAUCUCACUGUCUGAAGCAGAAGCAUCUGUAGCCUCUCCCUUCACAUCAAAGAAGCCCACCAUUGAGUGUGUUCCGACUGUCAUCAGAGAAGGCCGUGCUGCACUGGUGACGUCCUUUGGAAUCUUCAAGUAUAUGGCUUGUUACAGUCUCACCCAGUUUGUGACAGUCUUGCUUCUGUACUGGAUUGGUGCCAAUAUGACAGACCCCGAGUUCCUGUUCAUAGAUCUCUUCACCCUCACCACACUCAGCGUCACAUUUGGGCGAACAGAGGCUUACGCUGAGUUGGUGAAGGAGCCUCCCCCCAUCACCCUCCUUGCCCCAGGCCCCAUCCUAUCUAUCAUCCUGCAGACAGCCAUACAGACUGCCGCCCAGGUUUACUGCUUCCUGGACGUACAGCGACAGCCGUGGUUUCACAAGUUUAUCGACCAUGAUGACGAAGAUUACAUGAGCUAUGAAAACUCGGCCGUGUUCUACAUAUCCUCUUUCCAGUAUAUCACUCUGGCUGUAGCCUUCUCAAAGGGUGCGCCCUUCAGGAAGACCAUCUUCUCCAACUAUUUGUUCCUGAUCAACUUGGUUGUCUGUACUGCUGGUGCAGUCUGGAUCACUGUCUACCCACCCCAGGGGCUAGCUGACCUCAUGGAGGUGAUGACAUUCCCGUCCGUGCCCUACUCGCUGGUGUACUUAGGCAUAGCCAUCAUCAACUUCCUCCUGUCUGUCAUGCUAGAGAUGUUUUUGAUCGACAACACCUCAGUGAGAGAGAAGUGUCGAGAAAAGGUCAAACACUGUCUUCCAUCAUCGCAGUUCAAAUAUGCUGCCAUUGAACAAGAGAUUGCUGAGAAUCCAUCAUGGCCACCAGUCAGUCCAUCAACAGUCAAUCUAGCCUUAGCCUUCCAGAGAUUGGACAGUGCUCACCACGUCCCGAAGGAUCUCAACACGGGCACCGGGAAGGACGUUCUGGAUGAACUCAUUGAAGACUCUGACAUGGAGGCAAAGAGUAUCCAAUCUCUCAGCGGCGGGACCCUCGCUGGACUGGGUCGUACCCAGAAUGCUACAGCAGAGGGUGGGGGUUAUUACACGGAGCAGUUUGAGACACCGCUUCUGAAAUCUGACUCGGAUGUCAGGUUCCGAAAAGGAGAGACCAGUUUAGAUGAUAAUGGCAAAUUCAUAACUGCAUUAUGACAACAGAUUCGUGGGAGUAUGUUUCAUAAAAUGACUUUGUGGGGAGUACUGCUUGGAUAUUCAUGACACAUACUUGUCACAGAAUAGAGAGGGAGUUACCAAUAUGGCAGACCUCUGUCCUGUCAAAAGUACAUCUUACAUCAUAAUUUUUCCAAUUUUGAGGGUGAUUUUUACAUUAUAUUUUGUACUUGUUAACAAUCACACCAUUAAAAAUGGUAUUGUUUCAUCUGUGAUUUUCAACACAAUUAUGAAUUCUUGAAUAUGUAAAUAUUUGUUACAUGAGUUGCUUACAAAGUGGUGUCCCUUUAUUAUUAACAGGCGCUCUGAUUCAUUCAUGAAUGUAAUCUCACCACCAUGGACUACAACGAUGGGGAGGUAUAUCAUUUGUACAUGUAUUGGGUACUGUUAUUAUAUUGUGCCACUGUUUAGCAAGGUUAAAUUUUAGUCUGAGAUAUCCAAUAUAUGAUCAAGCUUCAAAUUGUGAUACUUCAAUCCUCUGUAUUGUUGCAAUCUAUUACUCAACAAAUUGUCUUCCUGAAAAGAUGUAUGUUGAUACUCGGCACCCUUUUAGUUACAUGCCACUGUAUUGUUGACAGCUAACAUUCAACAAAUUGUCUUCCUGAAAAGAAAUGUACUCAGCCAUGGUUCUUCCACAGAUAAACUUUCCAGCCAGGAUGUUAUGGAAAGCAUAAUAUUUUUCGUUCUGAUCAUGACGACAAAUUGACUCAAUUUAUAACAAUAUUAUUUAGGGAAUGGUCAUUAAUUACAGGUAACAUGUUUUCGGGGGUGGAUAGGGUGGUCUGCAAAAUAUGUCCGAAGAUCAAUCUCACCUUGAUUUGUCAGCAUAAUCAUGUACAUUUAUUUAUACUUAGGAUCAACACAAAGGUUGAGCAUAUAAUUGACGUAUUUACAUAGAAUUUUCAGCGAUGCUCCAGUUAAUAUUUUAUUUCUGUCCCAAUGUCACCAGAAUGAAUCCUAUGAUUCUGCCAUUCUCGUUAGAUCAUAAACAAAAAUCCAAAAUGUCAUCUACAAUGCUCCACAACAUGGUGCUUAUUACAUAAAAUGCAUAGUUUGGGGUUAUAGAAAAUUGGUAGCACCGAAACAACAUUGGUGUCACAAGACAAAUUAUGGGACCAACUAUUAUCUGUUUGGGUGGGGGAAUGGUAUAUAUUUAAGAACUGCAGACAUUAUGUGAAUAUGAAAAGGGUAUCUUCAGUUAAAUACAUGGUGCCCAUUUUCUGUAAAGUUUUAGGCUGGAACUGCCAAUUAAUACACAAAUGUGACCUUGAAUGUAUUUUAUUGUAUUAAGUCGGUUUAUUCUGAGGAUUAAAUCUCCAACAGUUAUGUAAUAUAGAUAUCAGUAUGGUACAUAUUCCAGUUUCAUAUCAUAUUAUUACAAUACUGUUGAUUCUCAAGUAAAGCAUUUUAUGAUUAUUUUAUUACACUUUAUUUGAAUCUGAGUUUUAUCAUUCAUUCUUUACAUUUCAAUUACAUAUUUAUUAGUUACUUGUACUUAUUUACCAAGAUCAUAUUUAUUUUAUAUAAUAUUGAUGCAGCUGAUGGCUCACAGAUGCGGAAGCAUAACACUUUUAUUGCAAGUCUAUAUAUGUAUAUAUAUAUACAGAGAUUUAUGUCAAUAAUCACCAUUAGUACCAAAGCAUAUGUGAUGAUUGUAGUGCAGAUUUUUUUUUAACAUUGUCAUUGGUAAUUAAAAGUGAACCUUUGACCUUUUUUUUAGUUAUGGUAACCUUUAAUCCCUGAAAAUAUUACUUACCAAUCAUAAUGUCUUGACAAGUAAAAGAUGUUGGAAUCUACACUUGCUGGACAAACAUGCAUAGUUACAAACAAGACAUUCGGUUUGUAAACAUGGAUUUCAAGGUGCAGAUUUUGGUUGAUUUGCAAAAUGUCUGUUGUUGAUUUACAUGAUGUGCAUGUUUUUUAUAUGAAGGUGCUUCAAUCGAGCUUGGAAAUUCCAGUGUUUGUGCUUCCAGAGCCUAGAUUUUGCUUCCACUGAAAUGACAUUUGUAUUGUAAUAUUUCUGUGGUGCGCAAAUAGAUAAGCAGAUAUUGUUUAUUGAUUAUCCUAAUACUUACACCUCAUUUUCUUUUUCUGGAAGUAGUGUUUGUCUUCAUUAUUUUGGAGGAAACAAUUUGGGUCUGAUUUUUAUAUAUUUGUGUGUGCCUUUGGCCCCACCCAUCUAGAAUAAUAUAUGAUUAGCCGCCUAGCCAAUGUUUGCAACCAGCAUUGAUUAUUUUAGUUUGUAGUGUUUGUCUUGUUACUUUCUGAUUCUGAAGUAUCUCAUCAGAAAUAUGGUAAUCUGAAUAAUUCACGUCUAUCAAGCUGUAACAAUAUAUUCAGGAGCUAGCCAAUUUGCGAUGUCUCUCCAUGUUGAGUGUCAUUAAUAAUGACGUGUAAUUGGUGAUGGGGAUUUGACUACCUGAAUAACAAGCUCAUGUAACAAGUUUCAUGACAAGAGACUUAAAAUUACUAUUAAUAAUUUUUUUAAAGAAAUCCAUCUACUGCAAAUAGUGAAUAGUAAUUCUCAUUUGAAGCAUACUUUACUACUAUUUUAUACCUCUCCAAGAGAUGACAGAAUUGAUUAUGUUUACAGAUCAACUUCCAUGUUUUAGGUUCUCUUCACAGCUAAUUCUGCCUGUCACUCACAGAAUUGUGUUCUAACUAGUGAACAGAUCUUGACUUUGUUACUGUUACCUACUGACCAGCAAAAAUAAAAAUAUGAGAUAUA
Molecule: messenger RNA, 6839 nt
Organism: Haliotis rufescens (red abalone)
Lineage: Eukaryota; Metazoa; Mollusca; Gastropoda; Lepetellida; Haliotidae
Product: polyamine-transporting ATPase 13A3-like
Exons: 31
Coding region: 122-4093 (1323 amino acids)
Biological process (GO): intracellular calcium ion homeostasis; polyamine transmembrane transport
Cellular component (GO): membrane
Molecular function (GO): ATP binding; P-type ion transporter activity; polyamine transmembrane transporter activity
Source: RefSeq, a predicted model, not a curated record